This is a messenger RNA of Andrographis paniculata, 851 nucleotides long. Its product is annotated as dehydration-responsive element-binding protein 1D-like. Lineage: Eukaryota; Viridiplantae; Streptophyta; Magnoliopsida; Lamiales; Acanthaceae. Bases 148 to 771 code for a protein of 207 amino acids. The record is from RefSeq and is a predicted model, not a curated record. Gene Ontology annotation, molecular function: DNA binding; DNA-binding transcription factor activity. Gene Ontology annotation, biological process: regulation of DNA-templated transcription. The transcript has a single exon.
CUCAUUAAUUUCCAACUAUACAUACAUACAUACAUAUAUAUAUAUAUACACUUCAAUUCCCCCCAUCGGAGACACCGCCGGAAUUCCUCGCCGGAAAAUUUUCAAACUUACAAUUUCACCGAUCCGAUCGACGAUUCAAUUUCGAUAAUGCAGAUGUUCAGGAGAUUCUAUUCGGACCCGUUUCCGGCGGCGGCGCAGUGGCGGCCGACGGCGGAGGAGGAGGCGGCGGGGAACUUCUCCGACGAGGAGGUGAUUCUGGCGGAGAAUAAUCCGAAGAAGAAGGCGGGGAGGAAGAAAUUCCGGGAGACGCGCCACCCGGUCUACCGCGGCGUGCGGCGGCGGAAUUCCGGCAAGUGGGUUUGCGAGGUGAGGGAGCCGAACAAGAAGUCGAGGAUUUGGCUGGGGACUUUUCCGACCGUCGAGAUGGCGGCGCGUGCGCACGACGUGGCGGCGAUUGCGCUACGGGGGAAGUCGGCGUGUCUUAAUUUUGCCGACUCGGCUUGGCGGCUUCCCGCGCCGGCUUCGUUGGAUCCGAAGGACAUUCGGAAGGCGGCGGCGGAGGCGGCCGAGGUUUUCCGGCCUCCUUCGGCGGCGGCGGCUGCGGCGGAGGCGGCGGCGGAGAAUGAGGGGGGGUUUGUGGAUGAGGAGGCGGUUUUUGGGAUGCACGGGUUGAUUGAUGACAUGGCGGAGGGGAUGAUGCUGCCGCCGCCGCAGUACGAGGAUGACGUGGAGUUUGAUGCUGACGUGUCGUUGUGGAGUUAUUCGCUUUAAUUUAGAAGGGAAGAAGUUUUUGCUAUUUUAGUGUGUUUAGGUAUAUGUCCGUACUUUAAUUGGUUUUUCUAGCUUGUACG